Molecule: messenger RNA, 1522 nt
Organism: Eurytemora carolleeae
Lineage: Eukaryota; Metazoa; Arthropoda; Copepoda; Calanoida; Temoridae
Product: protein msta
Exons: 15
Coding region: 133-1452 (439 amino acids)
Molecular function (GO): protein binding
Source: RefSeq, a predicted model, not a curated record
GUCGGCCCGGCUACUGGAUCGGAAUAGUCGGGGUAGGGAGAAAGUAGACCCGGUUAGAAACAGCUGUGUAUGGGUCAGCUCCUCUUCUUUCUAUCCUAAAUUCUUCGUUAGACCCGGAACACUGCUGCAACAAUGGUGAAUAAGGAUGAAAAUAAAUCUGUGGAAAAGGAAACUGAAAGUAAAACAGAAGUGAAAAAGGAAAAUGAUAUUAAACCAGAAAAGAACGGAGAUGAGAAGGUUGAGAACGAGAAAAAUGGGGAAGAAAAGGUUGAAAAUGGAAAGAGCGAAGAGGGAAAGGUGGUAAACGGAAAAACUGAAGAACCUGAGAAAACCUACGGCGAUCCAUCGGUUUGCUUCCUCUGCGGUAUUCCCAGCACCACUAAAUGCAAGGUUUGUGGGUUGGUUGGAUUUUGCUCUGAUCAGCAUCAGAGAUUGCACAGAGAUAUUGAGCCUCUGGAGUUGAUAAUGUGGGACGGAGCGGCAGCAAUGGGACCUAGGAUGGGAGGUGCUCCAGUAUGUCUUCAAUGCUUGAAACCAGCCAAGUCUGAUGUUCGGUGCGGGGAUUGUGGUUGGCCAGUGUGCGGGGAGGAGUGUCAGAAAGGACACGCCCACCAGAUAGAAUGCCCUGUACUAGCUAAAUCUAAGGAAAAGGUUGUUUUUGAGAAUUUAUCUGAGGUUCAAGAUAUAUACAGAAGUAUUGUACCUCUGAGACUUUUGAUGGUUAAAAACAAGUUUCCGGAGGUUUGGGAGAGGAUGUCCUAUUUGAUGGACCACAAUGAGAAUAGAAUGAAGGAUGCUGAAAUGUGGGGAAAAUAUCAGACUUCUGUCAAUCAGUUUCUGAAAAACUGUGGAAUGGAGUUUUCGGAUGAAGAGAUUGAUCGAGCAGUUGGUUUACUCUGGACUAAUUCAUUUGCAUGUGCUCAGGGAGGAGGGCAGGCCAUAUUUCCGUCUUUCUCCUUCGCUUCUCACUCCUGUAGACCUAACUGCGCACACUCCGUCUUCCCAAACAAAACUCUGGCACUUCAAGCCAAAAUCAAAAUUCAGGCUGGGGAGGAGUUUACUAUUAGUUACAUAUCAACCUUACAGGGCAUGUUGAAGCGAAGAACAAAGUUGAGAGAGAAAUGGUUCUUUGACUGUUCCUGCUCCAGGUGCUCUGAUCCUACAGAGCUCGGGAGCCAUGCUUCCACUCUUCUCUGUCAGGUUUGCUUGAGUCCUGAUGCCCUGCUCCUCAGUAAGGAUGUUCUGGACCCCGUGGCCCCCUGGUAUUGUACUAAAUGUGAUCUACAGAUCAGAGCUGAUGAGGUCAAUGACAUUGAAAAUAGAAUUGCUACGGAUAUGCAGAAGAUAGAAACUACUAGCUUGGCUGGGUUCGAGACUAUGCUAGAAACUGCAGGAACUGAACUACAUCAUAACCCCAAUCUUGUAAUAUUCCUAAAUAAAAUCUAUACUUAGGAACAUAACUGCAUCCUAACCACUACCUUAUUAUAUUCCUAAAUAUAAACUAUAUUUUGGAACUGAACAG